CAGUUCCUCCCGCCUCCCACCGGGUUCGGUGGCGCCGACCUGGGCUGGCUGUCCAUCUCCAGCCAACAGGAGCUCUUCAAGAUGGUCCGGCCGCCUUACUCCUACUCUGCGCUGAUAGCCAUGGCCAUCCAGAGCGCACAGGACAAGAAGCUGACYCUGAGUCAGAUUUAUCAGUACGUGGCCGACAACUUYCCUUUUUAUAAGAAGAGCAAAGCCGGGUGGCAGAACUCCAUCCGGCACAACCUGUCUCUGAAUGACUGCUUCAAGAAGGUAGCGAGGGACGAGGACGACCCAGGAAAGGGAAACUACUGGACUCUGGACCCGAACUGUGAGAAGAUGUUCGACAACGGGAACUUCAGACGGAAGAGAAAAAGGAGAUCGGAUAUAAACGGCUCUCUCCCGGUCAAAUCAGAGGACGCUCCGCAUAAGCUCUCCGACACCGCCAGCCUGCUGACGCCUUCCCCGUCCAGCCUGCACGGAUCUCCGGCCUCCACGGAGCCAAAAUCGUCGYCGCCUCCCUCUGCGGAGCACAGCCCCUGUUUCAGCAGCUUCGUGUCGGGCGUCAACUCGUUGCUGGCGGGCAGUGACGGCUCCGGGGCCCCUGGGGGACUGUCCCAGAGCAGGGAGAGCAUGUCGGGACUGGGAUCCUACUCUCCCUCCUUAAUCUCCCCUCUGAACUCUGACAACAGAAUGAACUAUUAUACAUCAGCGCAGAGCCUCUCCAACCACUUCAGCGUAAAUAAUCUACUAUACAGUCGAGAGGGAACAGAGGUUUAGGCGGUUUGCUGCUUCUAUGGUAUGGAGCUCCAAAAGUGYCAUAUUUGGAUAAAUGAAUAAUUACAACGUUUACAACAUUUGUGUCAAGAAUUAUAACAUGGCAAAUUUAGUGUUUAUGUUUUGACAGAAAAAUCCCCAUGGCUCUCUAUGGCCAUUUCAAUAAUUAAAAUAAAUAUCAAUAAAUUCAUCAAAUUUGCAUUGUACCAAAUAUGCCUUAAUAUUUACUUUACUAACCAAAAAAAGGGGGGAGGAAAGGAGGAAAUCACAAUUCUUUUAUUUAAUAGCUGUGCAUUGUGGAG
Molecule: messenger RNA, 1076 nt
Organism: Poecilia reticulata (guppy)
Lineage: Eukaryota; Metazoa; Chordata; Actinopteri; Cyprinodontiformes; Poeciliidae
Gene: foxi1
Product: forkhead box i1
Biological process (GO): cell differentiation; anatomical structure morphogenesis; regulation of transcription by RNA polymerase II
Molecular function (GO): RNA polymerase II cis-regulatory region sequence-specific DNA binding; DNA-binding transcription factor activity, RNA polymerase II-specific
Source: RefSeq, a predicted model, not a curated record